AUUAUAUACAUAUCUCCAGUUGAUGCUGAAUGAAAAUGUAUAAUGUCCAAUUUGAGUGUUUGCACUGAAUCCUUAUCUGAUAUGAAAAAAGGGAGACAGGAAAUAACCCAGACAAGGGAUAUUUCUGUAGCCUCGCGCUCGCACAUUGCUCAACAUGAUUAUAUACGAUAUACGAUUACAGGACACGCACGCGCACACGCAACAAUCCCCCCUCAGUUCAUAGAGAGGCGCGUCUGCACACAAGCUCACAUAAUUGUUUAGCUGCGUUUAUUCACGGGUCCCAUCCUGAAUUCAGGCUGAAUGGAUGUUCCCAACAUCGCCAGUCAUUUCAGUUUGUGAAUUGUGGGCUCAUUUUCCGUUGCAUUUGAUCUUCCGCCGCUGUUAUCUUGGUCCUGCGCUCUCUUGCCGUGCGGCUGCGGCUGGAUGAGCGUCGGUCCACACCCUGCAGUGUAACGAUGAGCGGCCGCCUGCUUCAGCGUCUCCUCACAUUGAAGACGACGCGCAAGAUCGCCGCGGCACAGAUCCGUUGAGCGGGACAACCUCCGUGCAGUGAACGGGAUACGUCGCGGGUCUCUGCAGAGUGAUGGGGCAGACACUCGCUCCUCUCUCUAAGUCUCUACGUGGUUUCUGGAGAUGCAGGUUCCCACUGAGGACCAUCUUUCACUGACUGGAUAGAGGCAGAGUUUUCAGGAUGCGCUCCAUGAGGAGGGCCGUGUUGCUCGCCAUCCUGGCCUCGGUGGUGCUCGUACUGGCGCUCCUCCAUUCGUGGCCCACUCGGGCCUAUACCACAGUGGAUGCGUGGCAGCGGCCAGGGCAGAUGCUGGAGCGGCACCUGGAGGAAAGGCUCCCAGAGCCAGAUCCCAGAUUGGGCAGCAUCCCCUUCCACGUGAGGGAUAAUGUAGCAAGCUUGUUGGCACGUAACGGCUGCAUGUGUGAGGGCGAGGCCGGAGGAGUUAAUCUGCCUUUCGCCCAGCUCUUAUUCCCGCGCGUGUCCGCUCACCCGCUGCACACCGCCUUCGAGGCCCCCGAGCUGGAGGAGAUGAAACGGAGACGGGCCAAAGAGUACGAGAGCUUCCAGAGGAGGUCGCAGACGGCAGCAGAUGUUGUCCUCAUAGCAGAGGCCAACAAUCCCUUACAGUAUCCAACACAGGGCGUGGAGGUGCGGCCCAUGAAGACAAUCCUCAUCCCAGGUUUGGCUUUGCAGAUCCUUCCCAGAGACCACUACUCAAUUAACAUCACUGCCACGCUGGGAACGCUGAACGUGGCAGCAGACGUGGACGGGGUGAAGGUCGGGGGCGGCGGCGAGAUGCACAUGAGUCUGCGGAGCAGCGUCCUGCAGAACCUGAACCGGCAGCUGCAGUUCGUCACCUACACAAACACGCAGUUUCACCCCAGCACUGCAGAUACAGUGCAUCUAGAGACAGAGGGGCAUCAGGCCGUCUUCAGCAUCAGGAUCCGUCACGGGGUGACGCCCAGACUCUACAACACCGGAUCCCAAGGAGCCGACUACAACGUCAGUGCCCUUGUUACCAUAGCAACGAAGACCUUCCUCCGUUAUGACAAACUUCGCGAUCUGAUCGACAGCGUCAGACGAUACUAUCCCACCAUCACCAUAGUGAUCGCCGACGACAGCGAGAACCCCAGAACGGUCUCUGGGCCGUACAUCGAGCACUACAUCAUGCCUUUUGGAAAGGGCUGGUUCGCGGGCCGGAACCUGGCCGUCUCCCAGGUGACCACGAAGUACCUCCUGUGGGUGGACGAUGACUUCAUCUUCACGGCCAACACGAAGCUGGAGAAGCUCGUGGACGUUUUAGAGCGGACGACCCUGGAUCUGGUGGGCGGUGCGGUGCGGGAGGCGACCGGGUACACGUCCACCUACAGACAGACCAUCUCCAUCGAGGCCGGAGGCGAGGACGGCGACUGUUUGCACAUGAGGCGAGGGUACCACCACGUCAUCGAGGGCUUCCCCAACUGCGUGGUCACGGACGGGGUCAUUAACUUCUUCCUGGCUCGCACCCAAAAGGUCCAGCAGGUGGGCUUCGACCCGCGCCUCGCCCGAGUGGCCCACCUGGAGUUCUUCAUCGACGGACUGGGAUCUCUGCACGUGGGCUCCUGCGACGACGUCAUCGUCAGCCACGCCACCAAGAUCAAGCUGCCCUGGGUCGGCCGGUCGGAGAGCGACAAGACCUACGCCAGGUUCCGCUACCCCGCCGCCUCCUCGGACGCCGCGCACACGAAAAACGGCCUGCUGUUCUUCAAGAACCGCUUUCAGUGCUUGACUCAUAACUAGGUCUGCCGCGCUCCGUCUGAGCCAAAGAAGUUCUGGCCCACAGCUUCCAGACAAACACUUUGUGUUCUGAAAAGAGAGAAGUGCCACGGCGGCAGUUUUAGCGCGUGUGCUGCUGGAGCGCGGCUCUGUUGGCAUUGAACAAACCUUUAUUCUCAGUAAAUAUCCACAAUUUUGUUGAGGUCGCAAAGGGAUGAAUUUUUAGUGUUUGUCAAAUCCUAUGAGGCCGUACGUCUUCAGAGACCAGGCUUUCUGGAAACAGGUAGCAUCAGAGUCAUUCACUGUCACCGUCCCCCAAUGUGAUUUGAGGUUUGUGUGUCCUCCUUCACUUUGCACUAUGAAAAGCAGUCCUGGAUGUAGGAGCAGUAGAGACGUCUGCAGGCCUGAGAACGAGGACUCGACCUCAGCCAGGACGGACUGAACAUCCUGUAGAUCCAAAGUCGAGUUCUUGUUUUAUGAGUGGAACGAAGAACAGGACACAGAACACAGGACUUCCCACAUGUGGGGCGUUUUUACUGUAUGCUGUGAUGCAGAUAUGCGAUGUUGCUAAAGGUUUUGCUGCUGACUCCUUGUUUUUGUCUCAGUCUGCUGACUCAGCAGUUUUUGAUUUAAACCUCUUCUGUCAGUCACCUCCCAGUUCCUUUAGGACUCAUCCAAAGAGGAAGUCUGUUUCUGUUUGUGCACGCUGACAAAGGAACGUCGUCAGUUUUUCCAUUUCAGCUAAUUUGAGUGGGACGAACCAAAGUGCAUAUUGACUUUCUGUCAUUGUGAACACAACAUUGUGCAGUUGUGUCUAAGUAAACAUUUGCCUCACGUUGGAUUUGUAACUGUCAACAGAUCUCUAGUUGAGUUUUUACCAGUGACAUUUAUUGUGAUAACAAAGAAAUUGAAAUUGCCUCCUUCACCUCAGAAUUAGUGAAGUUGUUAAAUCCGUCUGAUUCAUGUAUAAGCGUUUUUAUUCAUUUAAAUUAUGGACAUAAUUAAAAUGUCAGUGGAAAAAAGGGCAUUUUGAAUUUAUGUGAGACCAACAACAGCCUGUUAAUCAAAUGUGAGAUUUUAUAAAGAGAAUGUGACCAUCAUA
Molecule: messenger RNA, 3368 nt
Organism: Betta splendens (Siamese fighting fish)
Lineage: Eukaryota; Metazoa; Chordata; Actinopteri; Anabantiformes; Osphronemidae
Gene: b4galnt1b
Product: beta-1,4-N-acetyl-galactosaminyl transferase 1b
Exons: 12
Coding region: 692-2290 (532 amino acids)
Biological process (GO): ganglioside biosynthetic process
Cellular component (GO): Golgi membrane
Molecular function (GO): hexosyltransferase activity
Source: RefSeq, a predicted model, not a curated record